AUGCAGUGGAUCCUCACAGCUGGCAUCGACAGUGGUGUCGUCAUUAGCAGCAGUGGCUAUAGAGAUGGUGAUGGCAGAGAUGAAGGUGCAAGUCCCACAGCUGGGCUACAAGCUGGCAAAGGCUAUAAUGUUGGCGACUGCGCUAUCCCAGCAGUAGUGACAUUGUGGAUGCCGUCGGCGCCGCAGCAGCCUCUGGCGCCCGUGUCGGGCCGCGUCCAGCUGCAGGUCUUCUACCACGACGAGCGCCGCGAGCUGGUCGUGUCCGUGCUCGCCGCAGACGACCUGCCCCCGCGCGACGACACCGGGUUCGGCACGCUGCCCGAGGCCUUCCUCAAGCUGCGCCUGCUGCCCGCCACGAACGAGCAACACGUCGUCAAGUCGAGCGUGGCAGAGCCGACGCAAAACCCAAUCUGGAACGCAACCUUCGACUUUCCCAACGUGCCGGGUGAGGACCUGAUGGAGCGCAGUCUGGAGGUCACCCUCUGGGACUUCUGCCCCGACCGUGACAGCGUCUUCCUCGGCGAGUGCUCGGUGGAGCUGCAGAAGGCGUUCCUGGAGGACCGCCCGGUGUGGUACCGCCUGGAGGACCCCCGCAACCUGCGCGCCGCGGGCGGCAAAUCGCCGCAGGUGUCGCCACGUGGGUCCCUGGCCGGCGAGCUGGCCCAGCGGCUGCUGCGCCGCACCGACUUCCAGCAGAGGUCCUUCUCUGAUGACAAGGAGAGCGACGAGCGGUCCGGGGGCUCCCCCGAGCCGAGCCUGCUGCACCCGGACCACGCGUGGCUGCUGGGCUCGGCGUGCAGCUCGCGGCGCGGCUCCAGCCAGUCCGAGCAGCUCGAGGUCGAGACCUACCAGCUGGGCAGGGACUUCUCGCGCUCGCUGCCCGGCUCCAGGAGGUCGUCCUUCCAGUCGCAGCAGGGCGACGCAGCCAAGGGCAAGUGCGGAGACCCGGACAUCCCACCCGUUACGUACAACAAAGAGCGGCGCCGCAGCAGCUGCACGCGCCACAUGCGCGACCCGGAUGAGAUCCUGCGGAGCCUCAAGGCCGUCAAGGGCGAGCUGGCGCUCGGACGCGCCAUGAGCUUCAGCGAGAAGGCGCGACGCCCGUACGUAGAGUGUGUAGAGGUGGUCGCCAAGUCCGUAGGGAUGCCGGCGAGUGGUAAGGCGAGAGUGUUUCUGCCGCCAGGGUGCAGCGUGGACAACGCCUCGUUGUCUAGGCCGCGCGGCGAGCACGCCAGGGCGCAGCUGUACCAGAGGAGCCAGCUCGUCAACGUUGGUGUGUGUGCCGUUGUAGGGGGCAGCAGGCGGGAGUCGAUGGUGGUGGGCGAGCUGCCGGCGUCGCUGCCCCAGGCGUCUGCGGGCAGCCCCUCGGACGAGGAGGACCGCUGGGGCGUGGUGGACCUGCAGCUGGGCCCCGGGCAGAUCCAGCCGCGCGGCUACCGCCUCACGUCGGCGCGCUACGGCGAGGUCUACCUGGGCCUGCUGAUGACCAAGGGCCAGCUCGAGGUCGAGGUGGUCAGCGCCCGCAACUUCUGCAGCGAGGACCGCGAGAACCCACCAGACACCUACGUGAAGACGUACCUGCGGGACGGCGAGCGGUGGCUGCAGAAGCGCAAGACGCGCGUGGUGCGGCACAGCCUGGAGCCGCAGUUCCGGCAGACGCUGCGCUACAGCGCGUGCGACGUGCUGGGCCGCGCGUUGCUCGUCAUGCUGUGGGAGCGCCAGCCCGGCUUCGAGCACAACGUGGGCCGCGGCGGCGCCGAGGUGGCGCUCGACAAGCUCACGCUGACGCAGCCCACGCACGCCUGGUACCCGCUCUUCCCGCUGCACUCGCUCGGCUCUGACUCCAACGACUCCCCAUGA
Messenger RNA from Schistocerca cancellata (South American locust), 1860 nucleotides. Its product is annotated as regulating synaptic membrane exocytosis protein 2-like. Bases 1 to 1860 code for a protein of 619 amino acids. Lineage: Eukaryota; Metazoa; Arthropoda; Insecta; Orthoptera; Acrididae. Gene Ontology annotation, molecular function: small GTPase binding; transmembrane transporter binding. Gene Ontology annotation, biological process: regulation of synaptic plasticity; regulation of membrane potential; positive regulation of synaptic transmission. Gene Ontology annotation, cellular component: cytoskeleton of presynaptic active zone; presynaptic membrane. The transcript is spliced from 11 exons. The record is from RefSeq and is a predicted model, not a curated record.